CCCUGUACAAACUUCUGUUUAUGUUGACAGGGAGCUCGCUACAGCAUCAGUAGAGACAGGUGCGACAGCGUCUUCCUCAGCCAGAUGCAGAGUGUUUGCCCUCGUCAGCAGCAGUCAGACCUGUGCCUCACGGUGUCCAGACUGUACUACGAGGCUGUGAAACAUCUCGGCUUCCUGCGCUACCACCUGUCGUGGUUCACUCCCAGCGAAUGCAGCAACCCAGACAUCAGACUCUCUUGUCUACAGAACCAUUAGCCGCCACAAGGACUAGCAGUCGACAAUCUUUUCCGUUUAAAUGUUUUGUAUGUCCAUAUAUCUGUCUACUGUACAUGUUUGCAGACCCAAAAAUGUUUCAGUAAAUAUAAACUAAGUUAUCAUGUUUUCUUGCUUUGAUUCUAUGAAAGAGAGAGAGAGAGAAGGAAGGAAAGAAAAAAGAAAGAAGAAAAGAAGCGAAGAAUGUGCACUCAGUGAAUGUUACCCACGACACAUAUUGCAGCUACGGUUGCUCCCUCACCACGUGCGACCUAAUCGUUACCAAGGGAUCUCACUCCCGAAUCUGGCGAUGACGUACUCUUCGAUUAUCGGCGUCGUGCCGUGUGCAAAGCGCGACACAGAGUAACAUGACGCAGACGAUGAUAAGGCCUGGCAGCAAAAGUAAAUCUGUGAGCAAAAGAAUCCAAAACUAUUUCAUGCACCUGUAAUAAAAGUCCUGCUAUGGAGAGAGAGAACGCUCCACCCGGGAAAUCCUUUGCCGCGGUGUCGUCACCACAGAAGUCCGUUGCUUUCACGUUAGCAAAGCCUCGGGGUAAGCUACCCGUAAGAAAUGCUGUUUCACCAGUUCAGACUCUGGACGAGACCGAAGAAAAUUCGGGUGCGGUUCGGAGGCGGCGCAAACAUCGAUAUGACAGUUGGUACAUGGGUAAACGGCGUCCAUUUGACCCGUAUGCUUUCACCAAGGAUUAUCCCCCUCCAGCAGGUCAAUCCAGUCCGGAGGUGCGUGACCUGAGAACCAUACAGACACCGAGAUUGAAGCCAACCUUGGCCUCGCGUUCGCCCGAUAGACGAAGGAAAAAAAAGCGGAUUAGAGAAGGAGAGGUUACGAGUUCUCCUCUAGAGGUUCGUUUUGAUCCGACCAUCCCAACACGUGACCUGGAGCCCAUAGUGGAAGUGGAAGAUGACAGAGAAUAUAAAGUAGCAACACGAGGACUCGAUGCCCCGAAGAAAGACCUUCAAAGACGGCAGCAAUGACUGUGACAUCGCUUGACGAUGAAACGAAUACAGAAGAGAUAUCGCUGGACGAGACAACCGUUGAAGGAGAGUUGCUACCAGUCAAGAGGACCCCCAGAACCCACAGAGAAGCAUUAAUAAGUGACAAGACAACCCCGUUGUCUCGCGAAGAAUCGCCAUUAAAGCAUACGACGACCCCAGUAACGACCGAAGAAGCAUUAUUUUGGGAUCAGACAUCAUCGUUAGUGAUUGAAGAUUCAUUACUUCUGAACGAGUGGACCUCAUUAAUGAUUGAAGAAGAGUUACUACCGGGCGAGAGGACCCCGGUAACGACUGAGAAGACUUUCAGCGUGGACAUGACCAUUGCAGAGAUGAUCCAACAAGAGUCCGUGGACAGAGAGUCCACAGAUAAGAAGUCCGAAAAAAGCAAAGAGAGAGAUGAUGAGUUGUGGGGUCUGCCAGAACUCCAGCCUCCACAAACAAGAGAAGAAAUAACUGGCAUGGCACGAUUCCUAGUCAACAUGAAAUAUGCAGGACUUCUACUCUCCAUCUUUCCCCUGUUUUUACUUGUGGCUGUGGCUGCAGACCUGUAUAUGGAGUCCCUCAAACUCUUAACAAUGAAUCUGAUAUACACCAUGAUGCUUGAGGAUGUACUAGGCAGCUUCCUGGGGUGCGUGGCUUUUGGAUCUCUCAUGUCAACGCUGUUGCAGAAUUCUGUCCUCUCUUUCACAAUCGUCAUCGGCAUGGUCCACAGUCAAUUACUGUCAGUACAAAAUUCGGCACUGAUGCUGAUGGGUGUGGAAGUUGGCGACACCAUCCAUAACUGUAUCAUGGCUUUCCUCCUCAACGGCGACAACUUCCGUAGAGGUUUUGGAAUCGUCGCUGCCUACGACAUCUUCAACUUACUGAAGCUGCUGUGUUUUUUCCCGCUGGAGACCGCCACGGGCGUGAUAUUCCGCCUCUCGCAACUCCUCACCUCCACCAUGCGAGAGUACCAUGACGAGAGAGAACAACUCAUCCAGCACCUCCCUUGUGAGAUGAUAGGCAACGAGGAGCUUUACCCGGAAACCUAUUUGCUGCUCACGAUAACCAGAACGUUUACCCGCUUCGUUGCCAUGGUUCGACGUCCAGUCAUUAAGCAGGACAGCCUGAGAGACAACACCACCUUGACCCUGCUCAGCAGCAGGAAAGGAAGCCUCCUCAGCAACUGGCCAUACUCGGAUGAGCUUGCAGGCUUCCUCUUGCUGAUCACAUCGAUGGUGUUCCUCACCCUGAGCAUCUUGGCCUUCAUCUACGUGAUGAGGAAGGUGCUUUGCCUCCCUGCGUGCUGCGUGUGCGUUGGGUGAUAAACGGUUACUUCCCUGGACGAGGCCGUUACGCCACAGGGUGGCUGACGGUGCUGGUGGCAACAGGACUCGGGGUGGUGAUUGAUGUGGCAGGACUAGCUUUCAUCGUCGUCAUCAUCUUGAUGGCGCUGGGCUUCUUCCGGCUGCGGCGCGCCUUCCCCAUCAUGCUGGGCCUGGGCC
Molecule: messenger RNA, 2753 nt
Organism: Pomacea canaliculata
Lineage: Eukaryota; Metazoa; Mollusca; Gastropoda; Architaenioglossa; Ampullariidae
Product: sodium-dependent phosphate transport protein 2B-like
Exons: 9
Coding region: 1245-2573 (442 amino acids)
Biological process (GO): sodium-dependent phosphate transport
Cellular component (GO): membrane
Molecular function (GO): sodium:phosphate symporter activity
Source: RefSeq, a predicted model, not a curated record